AUGGCGGCUGCUCCAGAGGAAGAGAGCCAACUUCUGGCUGCAAAGAAGACUCAUACUUCACAAAUUGAAGUAAUACCUUGCAAGAUCUGUGGGGAUAAGUCAUCUGGGAUCCACUACGGGGUCAUCACCUGUGAGGGGUGCAAGGGCUUCUUUCGCCGCAGCCAACAGUGCAAUGUGGCCUACUCCUGCACCCGUCAGCAGAACUGCCCCAUUGACCGCACCAGCCGCAACCGAUGCCAACACUGCCGCCUGCAGAAGUGCCUGGCUCUGGGCAUGUCCCGAGAUGCUGUUAAGUUCGGCCGAAUGUCCAAGAAGCAGAGGGACAGUCUCCAUGCAGAAGUGCAGAAACAGCUGCAGCAGCAACAGCAACAACAGGAACAAGUGGCCAAGACUCCUCCAGCAGAGGGCCAUGGCGCAGAUACCCUUACAUAUACUUUGGGGCUCCCAGAUGGACAGCUACCACUGGGUGCCUCACCUGACCUGCCUGAGGCCUCUGCUUGUCCCCCUGGCCUCCUGAGAGCCUCAGGCUCUGGGCCCCCAUAUUCCAACAACUUGGCCAAAACAGAGGUCCAAGGAGCCUCCUGCCACCUUGAGUAUAGCCCAGAGCAAGGCAAAGCUGAAGGCAGAAACAGCGUCUACAGCACAGACAGCCAGCUUACUUCUGAAAGACGUGGACUUCAUUUCGAGGAAGCCAGGCAUCCCGAGCUUGGGGAACCAGAACAGGGUCCAGACAGCAACUGCAGUCCCAGUUUCUGCAGCGCCCCAGAGGCACCGUAUGCCUCUCUGACAGACAUAGAGUACCUGGUACAGAAUGUCUGCAAGUCCUACCGAGAGACAUGCCAGCUGCGGCUGGAGGACCUGCUACGGCAACGCACCAACCUCUUCUCCAGAGAGGAGGUGACCAGCUACCAGAGGAAGUCCAUGUGGGAGAUGUGGGAGCGUUGUGCCCACCACCUCACUGAGGCCAUUCAGUAUGUGGUGGAGUUUGCCAAGCGGCUCUCGGGCUUCAUGGAGCUCUGCCAGAAUGACCAGAUCAUACUACUGAAAGCAGGAGCGAUGGAAGUCGUGCUCGUGAGGAUGUGCCGGGCCUACAACGCUGACAACCACACAGUCUUCUUUGAAGGCAAAUAUGGCGGCGUGGAGCUGUUCCGAGCCUUGGGCUGCAGCGAGCUUAUCAGUUCCAUAUUCGACUUUUCCCACUUCCUCAGUGCCUUGCGGUUCUCUGAGGAUGAGAUCGCCCUCUACACGUCCCUGGUUCUCAUCAAUGCCAACCGGCCUGGGCUCCAAGAGAAAAGGAGAGUGGAGCAUCUGCAAUACAGUCUGGAGCUGGCCUUCCAUCAUCAUCUCUGCAAGACCCAUCGCCAAGGCCUCCUAGCCAAGCUGCCACCCAAAGGGAAACUCCGGAGCCUGUGCAGCCAACACGUGGAGAAGCUGCAGCUCUUCCAGCGCCUCCACCCCAUCGUAGUCCAAGCUGCCUUCCCUCCUCUCUACAAGGAGCUCUUCAGCGCUGACUUUGAGCCCCCGAGGGGCUAACCAAGCGACCCCAGGACAGACAACUGUCUGCUUCCUUCAGCUGAUGGAUGGCCCUGUCUCCCUGGACUCCGUUCCCUCAGCCUCCCCCUUCUCGCACUCUCUGGGGGGUGGUCUCCCUAGGAGUGAGCAAAUGCUAAGCCUGGUUUUCUGCCCCCAGGCUUGCCUGGCAGAAAAACAGUAGCAGGUGACCGUGAAAGGGCUUGUUAUGUUUGAUUUUCCAUAAGUUCCAUCCUGGCUUCCGGAAGGUGUGGGGUAGAUGGGACAUAAAGGCCUGUAGGAUGACCAAGUCAAACGAACAGGGGGAUAAAUCCAGAUACCCAGGAUGAAGAGAACUCAAUUCUGAGCUUGAAAGCUAACACAGUCCUUUGAAUACCUCAUUGUACUUCCCCUUGGACUCCAGCUGGGGGAGAUGGAUCUAGCUCAGACUGGAUUCUAGCAAGCAGCCAGAAAGACGUGUAUAUAACAAGUAUCCAGAUCCUUGAGAUGUUUCUGCCUUCCUCCUUCUUAGUCCAGUAAAGAAGUCAUUCGCCACCCUGCCCUUUUUCUGGGACCUGGAUAUAUAAAGAGUAAUGAUGGGGUAGAAAUGAGGGGCCAGGAUAACGGGUGUGGAGAGAGGCGACAGUGGAAGCCGAGAGUAUCAUUGACAGAAUUUGAAUGCGAACCUCUGUGUGCACUUUGAAAGUAGGCUUUGUUAGCACACUCUAACCAGAGACACAUACACACACACAGAUGGAGCACAGAGCGACUCUGCCUGCAGUGAUACACCUUUGUAGACACUUUUCCAAUGGUACAAUCUCUCCCUUGAGGUCACAGCUCAGAGAGGCCAGGAGGCGAGGGGUCUUAGGUCUACAGGAUGUCAGAGCAUACUUUCCCAGCUCCAGCUGUCUUCUGUCCCAAGAGCUAUCCCUAAGAGAAGCAGAGGAUUGGACGCUGAUCAGCCAGAGACACCCAAGGACCUGCCGGCACUGGGAGGAUGCCCUGCCCUCAGCCUCUAUCCCGCUCUCUCUAUGAGGAAAGAGAGCAAUGCCGCCCCCUGCUCUGUGCCUGUGGGCCACUGACUCCAGCAUGGGGGAAUGAGUAGGAACAGGGCAGGGACCUGUUUCUCUUCCACAAUCUUGCUCAGAAGUUCUCUCGGCUUUGUAAAGCUGCCGACUCUCCUAGGAGGUGGAAGCAGCAGCAGAGAGGGAGGGAGAUUUUUUUUUUCCUCUCAGGGAAGGGUUUAACU
Microtus ochrogaster (prairie vole) is the source of this 2758-nucleotide messenger RNA. It is a transcript of the gene Rorc, whose product is annotated as RAR related orphan receptor C. Lineage: Eukaryota; Metazoa; Chordata; Mammalia; Rodentia; Cricetidae. Gene Ontology annotation, cellular component: nucleus. The transcript is spliced from 11 exons. Gene Ontology annotation, biological process: regulation of transcription by RNA polymerase II. The record is from RefSeq and is a predicted model, not a curated record. The coding region runs from base 1 to 1533 and encodes 510 amino acids. Gene Ontology annotation, molecular function: zinc ion binding; RNA polymerase II cis-regulatory region sequence-specific DNA binding; nuclear receptor activity.